Molecule: messenger RNA, 255 nt
Organism: Cooperia oncophora
Lineage: Eukaryota; Metazoa; Nematoda; Chromadorea; Rhabditida; Trichostrongylidae
Source: the annotation of a GenBank genome assembly
AUGUCUCUGAAGACGACCAUGGAAUUGCUAGCUGCUCACGUCGGAAAUCACAACGGAUACGAUUAUGUCGAGAGCUAUCUGAUUUGGUGCCACCAUUUUUACAUACAAAAUCCCUACAUGACCUCAUGGCUACGGCUCCCAAUUCUGAAUCCUCGACAGCAUGUGGCGAUAUUGAGUGAGAACACCGCCCUCCGACUCACCCACACCUAUGCGCCGGAAUUCGGGCAGAUGUCAAGGAAUUACGUCGUAUGGUGA